CACACACUGUUUACAUUUUCAGCAUAAGAUAAACAACUUUUUUCUUUUUUUUUUUUAAUCCCUGACAGGUUCAUACUUUUACUCACUGCCUCUUAGAUUGCUUCAAGCACAAAAACGUCACUCGUUUCUUUUGACACUCAUUAAAUCAAAGCUUAAUUGUGGGCGGGGCUUAUAAACAGGUUUUACAGGUCAACAGCCUAAUGACUUCACCUUCAAAUUAAACGCACAUACACGCAAACCUCUUUCAGAGACACGACACACAUUUCAGAGACACGACACACAUUUCAGAGACACGACACACACGUUUCAGAGACACAACACACACGUUCUUCUGGAUGUUCCGAUGUAUGCUGGGGUUUGGAGGGUAUGUUGCAGAUGAGGAGCUUGAUCGAGACUGUGACCUCUGCGUUCCUCAUCGCCACUCUCAGUCAUGCUGCACUGCUGCCCGCAUCACUGAAUGUUUCGAUACAGUCGGAGAACAUGAGGCACAUCCUGAAAUGGAGCCCUCUGAAGGAAUCCUGCUUCUCUCUCAACUACACCGUACGGUAUCAGGGUGAGUUUGAAUACAUGCAGAAUGGCAGGUGGCAGGACGAACCCUCGUGUGCCAACAUCGUCCAGACUGAGUGUGACCUGACCGUCGCCUUGAGCUCAGACUCUGAUUACAACAUCAGCGUGCUAGCUUGGUGUGACGACUCGACAUUGUGGACUCAGCUCCCGGAGUCCUUCAACCGCAGAGACACUGUGCUGCUGGCUCCACAAAUGGAUGUGAAUACAAAAGACGACCUAAUUGAAGUUUACUUUGGCGAACGACAAAAUCACAUCAACAUAAACCUUAAAAUUUGGAAGGAAGGAGAUGAGGAGAAUGCCUCCGUUACAGAGAUAACAGGCAACAGGUUCCAUCACCAUGUCGGUCAGGGAGGAGCAGGAACGUACUGUCUGAGAGCCGAGGCUGUACUGGACCUCAGCAACAAGCGAAGCAGCACGGAGAGAUGCGUCCGUGUCAAUGAACCAGAGCCUUCGUUGCUCAUACCACUCACCGCUGGCAUCGCUGUGACGUUAAGCCUAAUGCUGGCUUUGAUUCUGGGGUUAAUUACACCACGCUGUAGCCUCUGGAUCCGGAAGUCUGUGUAUAAGAAAGAGGCGAUGCCUAAAGCUCUGCUCGACUGGUCGAAAAGCACCCCGAUAUUACUCAACAAGGCCCUGCACGAAUCCACACACACCGUCUUUCUGCUAGACCCAUCGCAGGAACCGGAGAGAACGUCAGAGACGAAUGACGACGUGUGAUGAAGUAACGAGUCCA
Tachysurus fulvidraco (yellow catfish) is the source of this 1300-nucleotide messenger RNA. It is a transcript of the gene il20rb, whose product is annotated as cytokine receptor family member B16. Gene Ontology annotation, molecular function: interleukin-20 binding. The transcript is spliced from 7 exons. The coding region runs from base 367 to 1284 and encodes 305 amino acids. NCBI's taxonomy places the organism in Eukaryota, Metazoa, Chordata, Actinopteri, Siluriformes, Bagridae. The record is from RefSeq and is a predicted model, not a curated record.